Pseudocercospora fijiensis CIRAD86 is the source of this 1569-nucleotide messenger RNA. RefSeq lists its product as uncharacterized. The coding region runs from base 1 to 1569 and encodes 522 amino acids. The transcript has 7 exons. The record is from RefSeq and is a predicted model, not a curated record. NCBI's taxonomy places the organism in Eukaryota, Fungi, Ascomycota, Dothideomycetes, Mycosphaerellales, Mycosphaerellaceae.
AUGCAGGCUGCGAUAUCGAAUGAAGGACAGGAUCAAGAGCAUUGCUGCAAAUUCGGAAAGGUGUCGAGUCGAAUGCAUACAAGUGUCUUGGUCGAUAAGCUUCCAAUCUGCUGGGCCAUCUUCACUUUAUCGCUUGUCCAGUGGCGGGAAAGCUCUGGAGAUGGUGGCACGCGAAGUGAAGACAGGGCGUAUAUGGUCCAGACUGCCGGUGCAAAGAGCAUUCCAGCACAUAGCAGCAUUGUGUCCCCGAGCGACUGGCCUCGCGCAGUGCAGUGGGUUGUGUGGCUGUAUGGAGCUGUCUCGAACGCGCGACCCACAGCUUACAAGAUGACAAGCAACAUCAAAACAAAAAAGGGGGGCUGCAACGCUCAACCAGGACGGAACUGGGAAAUAUUGCGUGCAACGAACAGUCUGGUAGAUUCGGCCAACGAGGAGAGAUACCGCUGCGCCAGGCGUACCUAUCUCACUUUAAAUCUCUGGAAUUCUUUUGCGCAUUUAAGGGUCAACGCCAGCAGAUCCGAACAGCUGUUUGUUGUGAACAUCAACAAAUAUGACUGCGGCGAGGCAUUCUCGCGCGCUGAGGGCGAUGAGGUCAAUCGCACCUUGCUCUGUAAUACUCAGCUAGACCAGGCGAAUGUCGUCGAAGUCGGUCAUACUGUUCGGCGCUUCACAAUGAUGCUGCGAAUCUUGAAACGCCGAGCUGCCUCCUCGUUUCAUCUACUAUUCUUCUUCUUCUUUUCGCUCCAACCUUUGCGAAGUCCUGCAUUGCACUCUCUCCGUCGUCGCUCGCUUCGCACCGAAGCCAGGUCAGCCGUCAAUGUCAGAAUGGCCUCACCUCGCGCUGACAACACAUCGCACAUGCACACGAUCUUCGCCAGCAUUUGCCGCCACCCGAUCCGCCAUUCAUUACCUUUACCAGACCCUACAACGCGGCUCGACCCAGCAGUGUCAUACUGUGGCGAUUGUAUCACCUCACAAAACCUAACACGCGAAUGUGAGGAAGCACGACAAAAGUUGGCUGCAGCAGAUGUGGAAGACCACACUGCGCAUCAGGCUGCACGCAACAUCUGGCGUCGAGCAAAAUUGAAACUCAUCGAGCACGGAGAGCGCCAGCGCGAUCGGCCGACAGCUGAAGAUCUGCAGCGAGAAGACUCCAGUCCAGCCUAUGGAACACGAACACUCCAGCAAGUUCAAGACUCGAAUGGAAUUCCGCCUCCUCAACGUCUGCGGAGAACGAGAAGUGUUCGUUUUGACGAGACACAGCAGCAUCGAGCUGAAGGACAAUAUCGAAGAGUGUCUGAUUUUGACCGCUCACUUCCUGAAUAUGAGCCAGGGCAGUGGGCAGACCAGACUGGAGCCGGGCAUGUGAAUACGAGCGAUCCAUACGAGGAGAGCCCGGAGCUAGAUGAGUUUGCGGUUGGCGCGGCUAGGGAUGAAGAAGAGUGGGAGGACUUGAACAGCGAAGGUGAAGACGAAAAGUACGAGCACAUGACCAACGAGGAGCUUGCGGAGACGCAAAAGAAGCUUACGGCCAUGCUUGCGGCACUGAAGGAGGGGUUGGGAGAAUAG